AUGGCGGCGGGUUGGAGUUUGAGCCGCUCGGAACGGAAAGCGGCGGCUCGUGCCGAGUUCCUCCGGCAGGAAGAGCAGCGGGAGCGACGAAGACAGGUACCUGGACCUGCGGUUGGGGCGAGGGGGUUGUGGGUCUCUGAAGCGCUUGUGGGCGCAGGUGUUUCUGCCUUGCGCCCACGCCCCCUCCUUCCCCAUCAACCGCCCCCUUCUUUUUCUUUCUCUCCCUCUCCGUCUCUUUCUCCCCCGCCGUUCGGCGCCAGGUGUCGCGGAUCCUGCGCAAACCGGCGGCCGAGCGGAGCCCCGACGAGGCUGCGCUGCUCUCCGGCUGUCAGGAGAUCGUCCGGGAUCUGGAGCGACUUGGCAAGAAGCGCGAGAGGCUGCGGCGGCGGCUGGAGGAGGUGUGUGCGCCUUGCUAGCUGUGCCCCCUCUAUGCGUAAACGAGCGCGAGUGAGUACGGAGGAAAGAGGGUUUCUCGGCGGGGCAGCCACGUCAGUCGCUCGCCGGCGGCAGAAGCAACACCGAGUCACGCGUGGGGCACCCUAAGUGGGCGCUAGUCUACAAACGAGCCUGUUAGCCUUUACGGUGCUACGGCGACGCUUCACUUCUGUUGGGAUUAGAGUGAACGAGUGAGCUAGUGAGAAGGACGGAGGGGAUGAGCGGUAUUACCCAUGUAUACAUUUAUCUUGCUUGUUCAGCUACUACCUGCAGGUGACAAAACACACAGUGGAAAGUAUGUGGCCUCCUUAAGAAAUACGUUGUCCAAAGUAAAUUCUUUCCAACACUGCUUAGUGUGACUUGCCUAGGCCUCUGAUUAUUCUAUUUUUACUACUUGGCAAAACUUAUUCAAUUUUUUAAAAAAUUUAAUAUAUUUAGGCUGUUUUUCUGGGCAAAUGUCCAUCCAUGGCAGCUUGUGUUCAAAACCUAUAUACACUUAGAACUAUCCUUUAACAGCAGCCCCCACCCAUUUUUUAAAGCAGAGCCAGGAAGAACAUAGUUCAGUCAGACCAUUAUCUAGCUGAUAUAUGUCAUAUUCGGAAGAUCAGUUAAAAAGUGAAAAGUGUUUCUGAAAACCCUGCAGUGUAAUUUGACUGAGGGCUUUAAGGCAAUGGAGCCAGUUGCUGUUAGAGUAGCAUUUAAGUUGGCUUUCAGUUGUUACAAAAUCAAACUUCUGCUACAGCCCAAAGUUGAUUUGGUCCAUGUGCUUGAAAGUAAGUUCUGUUACAUCAGAACGCCUUCUAAAGAAAAAUGUUUAGGGUUAAUGCUCUUGUUAGCCAUCUCCUUGUUCUUGAUGAGCUGGUCCCCCCUCACUUAUUCCCACAUGUCAUUAAUGUAUCCUGUUUCUGACAUGUAAGACGUUUUUACUGAAGCUCUUUCUUCUAUUUCAUGUCUUCCUUUACAAAGCUUGUAGAGUUGAGGACAAAAGAAAGAGAGCGAAGGGAAGAGACUAAAAGACAUGGCUGAGUUUAUGUCAUGUGAUUAGAAUUAUACAGGGCUUAGCUGAAGUGGUCCUUUGGAAAUAAUUUCAGUCCCUCAUUCAUCCACUCUUAGGUUUGUGAUGAACCUGAAGAGUUGAAAAGAAAAGUCAGUAAGCUCUCUGCAGCUGUGCAGGGAGCAAAGCAUCUCAUCAUUUACACAGGAGCUGGCAUCAGUACGGUAAGACUGUGUGGUUGGCUGUUCUAAAAUCACCUGGUACAAGAUCCUAUAGUGGUUUGUAUUUAUUAGUGUGUGGCUACACAUUAUGUUCACCAUGCAAGAGCAGUCCAGCUCUGACUGUUGAGAAUCCUGUAGGCUCUCUCAGCAACAGAUAAAUAUAGAAGAAACUGUAUUCAAACUACUUUUGUUCCCACCUAGGGACAAUUAUCUGUUAAUGAGAGAGGUAAGCAAAAAUAAAACCAGCUUUUUCAUCCAUGCAUGUUUGAUUGUGAUUCCUGUGCAGUGUAUUCUGUCUGUUGGUUGGGGAGUUUGCAGAACAAGAAGAGCUAGACUGCUCUCUUGUGGUGAGUAUAACAUGUAGUGUGACUCUUGAUGUGAGUUGGGCCACUUUCACAAGUGAAACAGAACUGUUUUGAACUUAUGAAAAUAGUUUGUUGUAGUAUUGUUAACAGCUUUCUUAUUUAGAGGUAGGGAAGAGGCACUCCCAAUCAGAAGUAUGGGAAAUGUGGAUACUGAGAUGAUGGAACAACUGUUUUGAAUGUAUGCAGGAAAAUGGGAAGCUGUCUUAUAUGCAAUCAUAGAAUUGGUAUCUCUAGCUGAGUAUUGCCUAUUCUUUUUGUAAGCUGCUUUGGGUUUUUUCUACUAUCAAAUGGUAUAUAGAUUUCAUGAAAUAAACAUAUAUACUGACUGACAGUGACUUUUCAGCACUUCAGACGAGACUUUUGUAGCCCAAUUGAAGCUGUGACCUUUUGCAUGCCAGGCACAGGUGGUGGUGACAACGUUGUGGAGUUGCAUGAAAUACUGAUUUCAGCAUUUCAGAAGCAUUUUUAACUGAUUGGGUGGGAAUUCUGGCGUCUCAGAAUUCAUUUGAUUUUGCAUUGGAUAGUUAAUUAGUUGCCUGACACCCUUUGAGAUAGAUUAAGGUUUGGCCAUCGAAGAGGUUGUGUUAGAACUACUCUGGAUAAUAAGUGGGUGACAUGCUAAAUACAUUAAAGGAACGCCAGUUUUAACUGUCAUCAUGAUUCCUUGUGUCUCAGAGAAACAACUAGCAUUUUGCAUGCCCACCUAAGAACCAGUCUACAUAGCCAUUCUGCAUAUUAUGUUGCUUCAUGUUAAAGAACAUGUCUCUUUCAAUCUAGAAUACAGAAGACUCCUUUCAGAAAGCUGUCCCUAACAGGAAAGCUGCAGAAACAUCAUGUUCUUGCCUCUGGCUGUCCCAUGUUAUUGGGAAGAAAAGAGCAUUUUAUCAGACUUGCCUUUGGCAAAGCAGCUGUUGGACAGUGGGAGAUGCUGUUUGGCUGGCUGGGUUUUUCCAUUCUGUUAUGUUGUGCAACUACCGUAUUUUUUCGUGUAUAAGACGAGGAUUAUUUAUUUAAAAAUUAAGUUAAAAUUCGGGGGUCGUCUUAUACAUGGCAGUGUGGUGACGGGUGAUAGGUUGCUGCGGCUUGCAGGAGAUUGUCAUCUUUGAUUGGUGGUUGACUGGUGGAUGCGGCAAGAUCUGUUGUGGCUUUGCUGCCACUGCGGCAAUUUGGCGGGCGAUUGGUGAGUGCUGUUGGUGACCGUGCUUACGACUGAUGUCAUUGGCAAUGCGUGAGAAUGUCUAACAAUACAGUUAUUGUUCUAGAAGCUCUGUAACUGGGCAAUCCUCCCCCCAAAAAGCUUAACAACUCUUGGCAAUCUCCUCCCAUUUUCUUAAUUUGGAGUCCCCCAAAAUAGGAGGCAUCUUAUACACGGGGGCAUAUACUGUAUAUACUUGGAAAAAUACGGUAAUCUGCCUUAGCAAUUUGGGAGGCAGAAGAGCAGGACAGAUUAAUCACAUGUUUGCCAUGUGAGCAGCUUAAGUGCCCUAGCUAGGAAGAAGUUUGGAAUAAGAUUUUUCAUGAUGGAGGAAAAUGUUGAGGCCAUUUCUCAGGCAGAUUUCAGUAUGGUGUUAGUUGACUGAUGGGGGCAUGUGCUUGUAUCAUGAAGGGCUUUCAGUUUUGGAUGAUGGUAGCAGUGGAGAGAUGUCUGAGCAGGAGACUAUGGGGGUUGGCAGGGCUUUUAGGAUGUGGCAGACAAAGUUGCUGAUGAGUGUGGCUGUGUAUUGCUGAAGGUCCCUUUUCUCUUAUGUCUCCUGGUAACACAGGCAGCCUCAAUUCCUGACUACAGAGGCCCUAAUGGGGUAUGGACAAUGCUGCAGAAAGGGAGGAGUAUCAGGUAACCAAAACUUGACCAUUCAGAUGCUUGCCUGGUGCUUGGGAAAUUUCUUAGAAGAUCUUUUCCACCUUCUCAGAGAAGGCUCCACUGGAACAUGUGAGAUUGACUACCGAUAUUUAAUACAGUUUUUAUCUCCACUUGCCAGGGCUGUGGAUCUGAGUGAGGCAGAGCCCACACUCACCCACAUGAGCAUCGCCUGUUUGCACAACCACAAACUGGUAAGGCUGAAUAUUAGUCAAUCCUAUACACCCAGGGGCAAAAAGAGAUGGCACCAGUGGGGAACGUAGUUGAGGCAUUAAAUGUGAAACGGAUAUUAUGUCUGGAGAAUCUGAGAUGCUGGAGAGCCUCUCAGUGCAGAGGAUAAGGCCAUGCACCCCCUCCCUGCACAAAUACUGUAUUGUUAGACAAAGUGAAUCAGAUAUGGGGCUUAGAGUAGCAGAGAAAUAGACAGUCUUUGUAUGUGUGUUGGAGGCUGGCACUUAGGACUCCGAAAAUGAACCUCCCUGUUAGGUACUUGGUUCCUGCACAGGAUGGAAUUAUAGGUUGAAGUGAUAGCACAUAAAUAGAUAUUACUUGCUGUAAAAGGCAGCCAGAAUCCACGAAGAAUUAACAGGUUUGUGGCAUAUUGUAUGGGAGGUUUAUAGGCUGCUUAACACACUCUGUACUUUCUCGGUUACUUUAAAAGACUCCGGUAUGACACUGUAUAUUGACGGCACCAUAGAAAUGAUGCUGCAUGUGGGUUACAAAUACAUAGCGUUAAUUUUGGCACACUCCUCCAAGAGCUGUCUGCUUUUGAAAGCAAUUUCUUAAAUUAGGAAAUGAUGGAUUCUGUACCAGUCUGCGAAACCACCCAACUUGUUGAUGAUAUUCUCUCAUUUUGAAUACAAGGCUAUGUUGUCUUUUAUCAUUAACUCUGCUACUUUCACUCACUGGCACCUCAAAUAGAGGUGAGACCAUAGUGCUCACUCCUGGUGAGCAGAUAUUGUCCACCUAUGCUUUAUCAGGCAACCACAUUUAGCCACUGUCUCUGCGUUCCUGCUAAUCAGCUAUAUCUCCUCCACCUGUUUUGGCAGAGCAAUGAGAAAGGGAGGGGAAGGUUGGCUAUUUAACAUGCAAACUGUGCAGAUCAUAUCUUAACUGCUGAUAAAGGGAAACAAGAAGUGACUUGCUUUUAACUCUACUUUCUCCAUGCUUAACACUCUAAUUUUCCCUGUUUAGGUAAAGCAUGUGGUGUCACAAAACUGUGAUGGGCUCCACUUGCGCAGUGGGCUCCCUCGAGAAGCCCUAUCUGAGCUGCAUGGAAACAUGUAUAUAGAGGUGAGCAUAUGCAGAGAGCGGGGCUUAGUGUACCAUAGUACCAUAGGGAAUAAUAACUGAGGUUCUGUGCUUCCAUUCAAAAUUAGGUUUGCACAUCCUGCACACCCAAUCGUGAAUACGUGCGAGUGUUUGACGUGACGGAGCGCACAGCCUUGCACAGGCAUCAUACCGGCAGAGUGUGCCACAAAUGUGGGGCACAACUAAGAGAUACAAUUGUACACUUUGGGGAGAAGGGCAUCUUGCAGCAGCCCUUGAACUGGGAGGCAGCAAUAGAGGCUGCAAGCAAAGCAGAUGUGAUCCUGUGCUUGGGAUCUAGCUUGAAGGUAAGGCAGGAGAAAAUGUCAUUUGAUGUACAAUUGCACUAUACUCUGUAAUGGUUUUAUUUUUAAAAUUCUAGAAUUAUAUUGAAAUCGGCAGGCUGACACCUCAAUUUAUAGUCUUUAAGGUUUAUUGUGAAAGUGUUUGCUGCAACGUAGGCACAAAUAUGUAUGUAUUUCCUCCUUUAGAGCUUCUUAGAAAUGUAGCAAUAGAAUCCUUUGAGAAUAUUUUCCUGUGUCAUUGGUUAUAGCCAAAUAUAUGCCAGGGGAAGGUUAUGGAAACAGAUUUCAAAUAUCUGGUCAAAGAUAGGAAGCUUUUUAAAAAAAUUAAGUCUGAAAAGGCAAGCGUUUCAUAAAGCAAUUUGGUUUGUAUGAAUGUCUUGGCUUGCAUCCCCCCCUUUCAAUUAGAGAUUAAAACAGGAGUGGGAAACCUUUGGCCCUACAGACAUUUGUGAACUGCAGUUCCCAUCAGCUCUAGCAAGCAUGGCUGAUGGCCAGGGAUGACGAGAGUUGUAGUUCAGCAACAUCCGGUGAGCCAAAGGUCCCCAAACCUGGAUUAAAGUAAGGAUGUAUAUGGUUAAGUGGUUCAUAGCUAAAUAACCCAGGAUAUAUAUUUUUAAAGUUUCCCAAUAAGGCAGUUUGUAUUAUUUCAACAUGUUAGUGUUUGCCUCUCUAUGUAAAUGAGAAAUGUAAGAAUGAACUAAAGCAUACCUGAAUUGGCCUUAUACUAUAUUUGAGUAGUUUGCUAUUUUUAAAAUAUAAUCAUAUAAAUCCAGAAUAUGCAUUCCAGUUAAAAUACAGUAGACCCAUAACUUGUGCUGGUUGUGGGAUUGUGUUCCAAGCAUAGCACAUAAAGCCAAAAUUGCAUACAGUCAAAACACGUUGGGAUUGCCAAAGGUUUCCUAGACACCUCCAUAAUUAUUAUUAUUAUUAAAUUGCCAAGGGUGUCGAGCUGAAUGCGCACAAAUUAAACGUGCAUAAAUUGCGGGUCUGCUGUAUAGCUUUAUUGCUGUUAGAUCCUGAGACUUGCUAAAGAGUGCUAUAAAUGCUGUGCAAGAUCAAGGAAAGGCCCAUCUAGUCCAGCAUGCUUUGCAACAAUCCCAGCAACCAGCUGUUACUAGAUGUUCCAUCAGGAAUUGGCCAGUGUUUUACAAGAGGAUCAUCUCCUGCUUACAGUUCUACUUCUCCCCAUCCAUCUCCAUACUUUAGGGUGUUUUGAGGAAGUAUUUUUAGUUUAUACAGUUUUUCAUGUUUCUUGCCAAGUGGGACUGUAGUCCUAAGUACAUUUCCCUGGGAGGAAGCCGCAUUGGAACUUGACACCUAGGCCUGUUUUACUGUACAACCGUCUACCUGAGGUAAUAGCUAGCUGAGGUGACUGCUAGUUAUGUGUAUUUUAAUAGUUGCAAUACCUGAAAAAGUGUUUGGUUUGAGUCUUUUGGGCAUGCUAGCCAUUGGACUAUAAAUAUGAUCACUUAAAUUUUAGCAAAAGCCUGUGUGUUGCCCAUCAUCACUCCAGACAGUAUACUUGAGAUGUUUACUGGGACUGGUCAUUUGCAUUUGAUAGAAAUUCUGCUACAGAUGUUGAAUCCUGCAAAAGCCUUGGCAACCAUGUAAUCCUGGAAGUUGGUACCAGAAGACUGUUCCUGCUUCCCGCAUCCCUUCUAAGUAGUUUGCAGUAGGCAUUGGUUAAAGAUGAACACAAAUGACUAAAGAUGAACUGUGUUGCCACGUAUCUCAAAGUUUGGGACUCCUUCCCUCUUCUAGCACUGAUGAAUAUUUUGGUUGUGUUGUCCUUCUCACAACAGGUUUUGAAGAAGUAUCCACAUUUGUGGUGCAUGAGCAAACCACCCAGACACCGCCCUAAACUCUACAUUGUAAAUCUCCAGGUUAGUUUGAGCCUUGUCAUUUAUGGGCAGAGCAAUUUGCUCUGGUGAUAUAUGCAAGUGUAUAUGAUUACUUUAGUUGCUUCCAUGUGUUUAUAGGGUAGGACCAAAGUUCAAGGUUUAUUCCGUCAUGCAGCUGGACAAAUUUUGUGCAUUAUCAAAAAAUUGCGCAAUGUGAAAUAUGUUUUUGUGCAGUUGGGCAUAUGGGAUUGAAUAAGGAGCUAAGUAGUUUCUAAAAGAGAAAUAGAUAAGAAAAGAAAUGUUUAGGUUUAAAGGAUAUACAAAAAAUAAGCAAUUGACGUGUCUGAGUAGAAUGUAUGGUAAUGAAUGGGACAUCCCUAUGGACCAAAACUCUCUUCAUUGAUUGGUCCAUGGCUGAUAACACACUUGUCCUCCUAUUCCAUGUUGUCACUGGCAACCCCAGCAGCACCAGCUGGCAAGGGGGCUGCAGGGCGGAGCUCUUCAACUCUGCCCGCUGAUAUGUUGGAAUGAAGGGGCAAUAGCUUGGCGACCUUCCUGAGUGGCAGUUGCGGUGCCCCAUGAGCAUCGAGCAUGGCAGAGAGUGGGACUGGGAAUUGAUCAGGAGCAAGUAUCAUUGUAAAGCCCAUGCAACCAGCCAUUGCCCAAAUCUGCUCCUCAGUCUGCCCACACGAUCAUUGGGAGAUUUUCUGGGUCAGAAAGGGCUCGUUGUUGUUUUUUUAAUCUUGAAAUUUUGUGCCCAGGGCAAAGACCCCUGUGGCCCAUCCAUGCUAUGCCACUGUCUAGAAGCCAUCUGGUGGAUUCCUACUUAUCAUUGGUUGAAAGUAAUUCUGUAACAAGCCACAUUGUCAGAUUUCAAAUAAUUUUUUAUGUUGUUCACGUGUUUAUGUCGAAGUUUCGUUCCUUUGCCAUGGGAUAAACAUGUUACCAACAUUUUUACAAUAAAAGUGAAAACCUAGUACGUGACGCGUGAAAAUCAUUGUGAAUGUCAUGGUAGCAGUGCUAAGUCAGUUCACUUCAUUCACAGUAUUACUGUUCUGUCUACAGUGGACACCAAAGGAUGAUCUGGCAGCCCUGAAACUUCAUGGGAAAUGUGAUGAUGUGAUGAAGCUAUUGAUGGAUGAGCUGGGGCUUCCCAUCCCUUGCUAUGACAGGUCAGCAAAGAUAAUGCUCUGCUUGAGCUCUGUGCCCUUAUACACUAAUACUUCACUCUUGUAGAUAGUAGCAGAUUUUUGAAUGAGCAGAUUCUAAAUGUAGGUUCUUCUACAUUUAAUCUAAAUGUUGGUUCUUGUCUGCUUAUACAAUAUCAUACACAGAGGUUUAUAAUUAAAUAUAGCUUCUUGUUUCUUCAUAAUGUGAUGUAAUUUAAACAUGGCUUGUAUCAGGAUAGAAAUAUGCACUGAACAUACUUGCACUUGUGAGGACUUGCAGUCCAGCCCUGUUUUACUGGAGUAUAUCAUGCAUGGUUCUAAACACACCCUUUCACUUGAUACUUGGGCCUUAUGGUAAUUCUCUGGGUGCUGCAAACUUAAUAUUACAUAUUAUUGUGUUUGCAGAACAAAGGACCCCAUUUUCUCUUUGGCUGUUCCUCUGCAACCUGAAGAAGAAGGCAGUCACAGCAGGAGAGCUGUGGCUCCACCAGUAGGUCUUCAUGAAGUGCAGCUGGGAGAGCAACAGCAGACGCCCGUGGGACCCCUUUCUGGCGGCUGGUUUGGCAGGGGCUGUGCAAAAGGCACCAAGAAAAGAAAAGUGUCUUGA
Podarcis lilfordi (Lilford's wall lizard) is the source of this 9103-nucleotide messenger RNA. NCBI's taxonomy places the organism in Eukaryota, Metazoa, Chordata, Lepidosauria, Squamata, Lacertidae. The record is from the annotation of a GenBank genome assembly.